This is a messenger RNA of Racocetra persica, 182 nucleotides long. The record is from the annotation of a GenBank genome assembly. Lineage: Eukaryota; Fungi; Glomeromycota; Glomeromycetes; Diversisporales; Gigasporaceae.
AAAAAGCCCAAAUAGCUGUAGCAGAAAAAGAUCAUUUACUUGUUCUUGAAUCAAUUAAUACUGAAGUAUAUAGUAAAAGCAAAGAACCCAGUGAAGUUGAUAAUGGAAAUUUAAUAGAACAACCAAAUGAAAAAAAAGAUGGUCAAAAACUUAGACGUUGUUUGCUUAGUGAAGAUGAAUAG